UUUAGUCAUUAUAUAUGUCAUAAUGUGCAAGAAUUUGGAUCACAAAUAUUCACUCUCCCUCGCAAAAAUGGGAUUUCGUUGCUUAGUGAUCUCCAUUUCUGUUCUCUUUGCUCUUGCUCUCGGAGGAGAAAGCCAUGCUCAAUCAAGGGUUUCAGAUGAAGAUUACUGGAAAGCUGUUUGGCCAAACACUCCCAUUCCCACUGCACUUCAACACCUUCUAAAUCCUAUCGCUUCAGGUGUUGAAAUCCAUGAUCAACCCACUCAAAUUGAUGAUACAGAGUACCCGAAAACCUUUUUCUAUGAGCAUGACCUUCACCCUGGCAAAACCAUGAAUGUACAGUUCAGCAAGGGUCUCUAUAAACAACCUGCGACCUUACUCGCAUGGUUAAGGAAAGUUAGAGACACUGAUAAAGAAAGAUAUACUUUUGAUGAGCUAUGCACAAAGAGAGAACCUAUAGAUGGAGAACACAAGUUUUGUGCAAAAUCCUUGGGAACAUUGAUCGGUUUUGCGGUUUCAAAGCUGGGAAAAAACAUUCAAGUACUGUCAAGUUCCUUCGCGAAUAAGCAAGAGCAAUACACUGUGGAAGGAGUGCAGAAUCUUGGGGACAAAGCAGUGAUGUGUCAUGGGCUCAAUUUCCAAACGGUGGUGUUUUACUGUCAUGAAGUGUGUGGAACAAGAGCUUUCAUGGUUUCACUGGUGGCUGGUGAUGGAACCAAAACUCAGGCACUUGCUAUUUGCCACUCAGAUACUUCAGGCAUGAAUCAUGAAAUGCUUCGUCAAAUUAUGGGAGUUGAUCCUGGAACUAACCCUGUUUGCCAUUUCCUUGGCACCAAAGAAAUUUUAUGGGUACCCAAUUUAGCUGUGGACACUGCAUAUCAGACAGAAGUUGUUCUUUAGUCCAUUUUCGAUCCGCACCAUGAGUUUGUUUUUUGUGUGUAUGUUUGUACUUCCUGAUGGUUGGAUGCAAUAAAUAUGUUGUUCUAUGAAUUUCA
Messenger RNA from Vigna unguiculata (cowpea), 993 nucleotides. RefSeq lists its product with no specific name. The record is from RefSeq and is a predicted model, not a curated record. Lineage: Eukaryota; Viridiplantae; Streptophyta; Magnoliopsida; Fabales; Fabaceae.